AUGGAACCCGAGGAACCCGAAAGCGAGCCCAAAGAAGGACUGGACACACGUCGAGCAUGUGACCAAUGCCGACUGCGAAAGAUCCGCUGCGACAAACGCACGCCAUGCGCAAACUGCCGUACAUCCAAGAUCGUCUGUCGCUCUACGGGAGCAGGACAGAAGCCUCCGGAGCCACGGCGGAGGGUCUUGAUUUCUAGUCAAUAUGAGCAGAAGAUCGACCUAAUUGAGGAACGCCUUGCAAGCAUCGAGGACGCCCUCCGUGAUCUAAAAUCAACUAUAACAUCCAGAACUUCAGACAACUCGGCUCCUACUACUGCUACCGCUGCAGCUGCAGAAGCUAACCCAGCAAUUGAACCGCUAUACCAGCCCACAGCAACACCCACCCCGCGACAAAUCCACAUAACCCCCACAACCCCAAGCUACCCUUCUCGCACAACCACAACAGCAGCCGCACUAGACCAGCACGAAUCCAGCCAUCCCUUCGAAGGCAACUCCUCAAUGGCUGCGCACUCCGCUUACGCAAGCGAGUUCCUCGAAACAGCCGUCUCGCAGAGCGCACUGCAAGUAUCCAGCCCGCGGAUCGGGGCUGCGCUGUCGACACUCAAACAGAUUGUGAGUAUGCAGGAUCAUCAGGCGCAUCCAUCGAGUUCGCGGGAGGUCAGGUUGCCGAAUCAGAAGGCGAUUCGGGGGACAGGGUUGCAGGACUUGGCAAUGCCGCCCAUGGAGUUGGUGCUGAGGUUGUGUCGAUGGGUUAAGGAGAGCCCACCGACUAUCUUCGAGGGGUACUUCCCGUUUAUUUCUGUUGACAAAUUCGUCCAGAAAUGCCGCGAGGUAUACUUUGCUAUCGACCAGUACUCCGAUGCCACCUUCAUCGUAGUCAACGGAGGUUUAUACAACGUCUUCAUCGAAUGGAGCUUCAUAACCAAACACCACGAGACAAGAGAAGAGUGUCAGAAAUACCUCAGCCUCUGCCGUAAAAAUCUCGAAACAGCCCUGGUCAAUCUGAACCUCCUCAUGCCCGCACGCGCAGAGUCUAUCGAAGCCCUUGCUCUCGGAGCCAUCCACGCAAUCGAAAUCUCCAAACCCUCCUUCGCCUGGACCCUAACAUCCACAGCUGCCCGCCUCUGCCAAACCCUCGGCUACCACCGCGCCUCCUCAAUGGAGCACGACACGCCGUCCACCCAACAGGAAAAAAUGGGCCUCUUCUGGUCGAUCUACUGUCUCGACAAAGCGCUCUCGCUUCGUCUGGGGCGCUCCUCGGCAAUCCAGGACUAUGACAUCUCCCUACCCAUGAACUUCGAGUCAUCCACCGUCGUGCAGCCGUGGAAGACUAUCCAUAAGUUGUGGAUCCGGCUCGCAAGUAUUCAGGGUAAGGUUUAUGAGUUUCUGUAUAGUCCAGCUGCGCUAGCCCAACCCGAGGAAGACCGUGUGUCCCAUGCACGACAGUUAGCAGAGGAGAUGCAGUGCACUGUUAUGGAUCCAUUCAAGAAAUUCACAACCGAACAUGAGUCCACCUUCAGCAAACUCCAAGACUACUACCUCUCCUCCGACCGCGUCAGCCGCUUCUCUGUCCUCACCCUCAUCUACCGCGCAAUCCCGCCUCCCCCAGACUCCCCCAGCGCCUUCACGCCACACUGCAUCGAGACAGCCCGUGCAGCGCUGCAGGCACACCAGGACUGCAUGAUAAGUAUCAAGGAGAGCAACGAGAUAUUGAAAUGCUCGUACAUGCACUGGACGAUCUUCUACGCGCCGUUUAUCCCAUUCAUAGUUCUCAUCUGCCACAUCCUUGAAGUCCCUAUCCCAAAUGCCCCGUCGCCUACAUCGCCAAAUCAAAGCAGUGCAUCGCCUGCCGGCGGCUGUGGAGGUGUGACAGACCUCUCCCGUCUAACGGACUUUGUUCUCUCCCUGCAUCCGCUGACCGCGCACUCUGAGGCGAUCGCUAAUCUGCACAGACUGUGUCAGGUUCUGUGCUCUGUGGCGAAAUUAUACGUCGAGGCCAAGGCGCAGGCUGCGCGGGGGCAGAGUAGGAGGAAUGGUGGGGAUGAUGAGGUGCUGGCGAGUGUGGGGCAGGAGUUUGAUGUGUAUUUGAGUGCGUUGGGGUUGGCGCCGCCGGGGGUUGGGGAUGGCGCCGUUGAUGGUGGUGGUAGUGGUAGUGGUGCGGAAGGGACAGGGGGAGGAAUGUCGGAUGUGGUGAUGGAUAGUGGAGUGUCGCAGACGACGCAGUUGGGGAAUUGGUUCUCGGGGAAUCAGUAUAUGAUGGGGUUGUUGGAGGAGGAUCUUUCGUUGAUUGAUUUCUCAGGGUGGUCGUGA
This is a messenger RNA of Aspergillus chevalieri, 2310 nucleotides long. Its product is annotated as putative C6 transcription factor. The coding region runs from base 1 to 2310 and encodes 769 amino acids. Gene Ontology annotation, molecular function: DNA binding; zinc ion binding; DNA-binding transcription factor activity, RNA polymerase II-specific. Gene Ontology annotation, biological process: DNA-templated transcription; regulation of DNA-templated transcription. The record is from RefSeq and is a predicted model, not a curated record. The transcript has 7 exons. Lineage: Eukaryota; Fungi; Ascomycota; Eurotiomycetes; Eurotiales; Aspergillaceae.